Messenger RNA from Nylanderia fulva, 1329 nucleotides. NCBI's taxonomy places the organism in Eukaryota, Metazoa, Arthropoda, Insecta, Hymenoptera, Formicidae. The record is from RefSeq and is a predicted model, not a curated record.
CCCUUAAAGCAAUUUAUUUUUUGACAUUUUCUUCGAAAUAUAAAAAUUUCGUUAAUUUAGUAUAAUCUAUUAUACGAUACAAUUAUGAAGAGAGUAAUUAUUUUCGUCAAUGGAACUGAUGUUAAUGGCAAGGUAUUAGUGGUGACUCACUCAUUGGAUGAAUUAUUAUCAGCGGCUAACAAAAUUGAUAUAACUGCAAAAAAAAUUUUUACAUCACAAGGUGGAGAAAUUGAUGAUAUUAAAUUAAUUAGAGAUGAUGACAUUCUGUAUGUUUCAAAUGGAGAAAAUUUUAUACACAUAAAUAAAGUGUGUAGUUAUGAUCGAGUAAAUACAAAUUCAGAAUGGAUUACACUGAAUAUUGGAGGAAAAUAUUUUACCACAACUAGAAACACUUUGACAAAGAAAGAGCCUAUGAGUAUGUUAGCAAGAAUGUUUACAGAAACUACAGAUGCGGAACAUGCAAUACAGCCAAGUAGACAAGAUCAUAAUGGAGCAUAUUUAAUUGACAGAAGUCCUGCAUAUUUUGAACCAUUAUUAAAUUAUUUGAGGCAUGGUCAAAUAAUACUUGAUUCAAAUGUUAAUAUAGCUGGAGUAUUGGCAGAAGCUUGUUUUUAUGGUAUUGAAGGUGCUAUUCGAAUCCUUACUGCAAUGGCAGAAAAGGAAGAAUUGCAGAAAGAGGGUCUUAUAUCUCUAACUCGCAAAGAUGUACUUAAAGCCAUCAUGUCAACACCAACUAAUGCAGAACUUAGAUUCCAGGGAGUUGAUUUUGUAAGAGCUGAUCUUUCAAAACUAGAUCUUAGGAAUAUAACUUCAAGGUACAAGUAUGCUAUCAUGCACCAUUGUAGUCUGGCAGGUGCUAAUUUAUCAAUGUGUUGUUUCGAGCGUGCUGAUUUAUCUCAUGCUAAUUUGCAAGGUGCACAACUUGUAUGCGUUAAAAUGUCAUGUGCAAAUUUGGCCGCAGCUAAUCUGCAUUCAUGCAAUUUUGAAGAUCCUGGUGGUCUACCGGCAAAUAUGGAAGGUGUAAAUUUGAAAGGUGCUAAUCUUGAAGGUAGUAAUAUGGCAGCUGUCAACCUCCGAGUAGCCACAUUAAAAAAUGCUAUUCUUAAGAACUGCGUUUUGAGGUCUGCUGUUUUGGCUGGUGCUGAUUUGGAGUGCUGUGACUUAUCUGGCUCUGACUUACAGGAUGCAAAUCUGCGUGGUGCAAAUUUGAAGGACACUGCUUUUGAGUUAAUGUUAACGCCACUGCAUAUGUCUCAAACAAUACGAUAACAAUGAAUGUUAUAUUGCAUAUUUUUGCAAAUUGAAUUUUAUAAUAAUGUGUGUAUGUAU